UUGUCACGGUCAGAACAGAUUACAUUCCUAACCCAUAUAUGUCCAGGUUUGUGCCUGAAGAGUAGAAUGAUGCAGAGUGUUCCCAGCCACAACCAUUUGUAGCCAGUUCACUUGUUCAGCCUGGAUUCGAAACCUUUCUUCAGAUGCAGAUAACAGAAUUAAACCGGGAAUGCCUGCUCCACAUUUUCUCAUUCUUGGACAAAGAGGACAGAAAGAGUUUGUCGAGGACAUGCCAAGCUCUCUGUGAGGUCUUCCGUGAUCCAGCUCUGUGGUCUCUGCUGUGUUUCUCUUCUCUGUCAGAACUCAAGAAGGAUAACUUCCUGCUGAGCCCUGCGUUACGCUCGCUGUCUAUCUGUUGGCACUCCAGCAGGGUGAAAGUCUGUAACAUUGAAGACUGGCUGAAAAGUAGCUUUCAGAGAGACAUCUGCAGCCGGCACCAAAACCUCGUCAACAGCUUCUUAACCGAAAUAAGCCGCAGGUGUCCAAAGCUGCUGUCGAUUAUACUUUCAGGCUGUGGACACCUCACUGACAGCUAUAUUAUACAAAUCCUGCAGAAAUGCACUGAACUGAAAACCCUGAAACUGGAAAACUGUGCGAGGCUGACUGACAAAACCCUGGAGGCAGUGACUAUUUACGGAAUCAGUUUAACCACCUUCCAUGUAGACUUCUGUCGGAAUAUCACGCAGGAGGGGAUUAACCUGGUCCAGAGGAAGCGUCCCUCCCUGUCCUUCAGUGCGGUGCGGAGUGCCGAGAUGAUUCCUGAUCAGCCAGACGAACGUGCCGACCUUGGGAGAGGAACGAAGAAGCGAUUUCAGUGGGCAGAGGCAAUGUGAGAUCAAAAACAGCUGUAAGCCUCCAACUAUCUCCACGGGAACCAAAGUGAAAAGAACCUGAUUUUGAAUUCCUAAGGUGAAAAUGCUGUGCCUGGUGUCUGGUUAAGUCUGAGUUUCUGUUGCCUUAAUGGAGAUUAGUUUGGGAAUUUGUUAAAAGUUAUG
Molecule: messenger RNA, 995 nt
Organism: Carcharodon carcharias (great white shark)
Lineage: Eukaryota; Metazoa; Chordata; Chondrichthyes; Lamniformes; Lamnidae
Gene: fbxl22
Product: F-box and leucine-rich repeat protein 22
Exons: 3
Coding region: 144-833 (229 amino acids)
Molecular function (GO): protein binding
Source: RefSeq, a predicted model, not a curated record